AUUAUCCAGUUUGGGCCACUUAUUCGCCUAUGGACUUUAAGAUUUGAGAGCAAACACACAUAUUUUAAGCAGUGUUUGAGAAAAUUGCGCAACUUUAAGAAUCCAUGUUCUACUCUUGCAGAGAGACAUCAGCUUCUACAGGCCUUUCUGAGUGCUGGUACCUUCUUCCCUCCAGGUGUUUCAGUGGAGAGGGGCACACAGUUUUUCUCAGAUGACUACAAUGAUGUAAUCAUAGAAGCAGUUGCACAUCACAAUUUUGAGUCCACAAACACUCUGAUAGCCAAUGAAGUGACUGUGAAGGGGACAAAAUACAGAAAGAACAUGCACAUUGUGAUUGAUGAUGAUGAUGAGGGGCUUGUUACUGGAAAAAUCAAAGUGGUUCUUGUUCAUAAGGAUUCAGCAGUAUAUUUUAUUGCUGAAAAGUAUCAUGCCCUGCGUAUUCCUGACAUGGGUGUUUACAGCCUCACACUGAUGCAAAGAAGCUACUGUUGUAUUAAUCAGGAGAAUCUACUAGACUACUAUCCCUUGCCUGAGUACACCGUCCAUGGCACGCCACUGAUAAUUCUUCACCAUUCUUGCCCUCUAGUCCUGAAUGAUGGCGAACAUGAGUGAAGAAAUCAAAGGGAUCAUCUGCAAGACCUUGCCAAAUCUGUCUGAAGAGACCCAGUGGCAAAUAAUAUCGAAACUUCAGAGCUCCGGCUUGGAGUCAAAAGAAGACUUAAAAUAUGUACAACAGGAAGACAUUGCUGAUCUGUUACCUGUUAUCCAGUGCAGAAAACUCCUGGAUGCAUUCAAAUUAGAAACCAAGAGAGUUACAUUGGAUUUUCAAGCCAUUCCAACUUCGUCACCACUGAGUAGUGAUUGGUCGGUGUCUGGGUCUUCAUCACCAACAUUAUGCACUCCGCCUGAUUGUAGCUUAUCACAGCUAUCAGCCAUUCCAUCAUGUUCAAGCCAGGCAAGAAGCAGCGAGCCAAGCCACAGACCUUUCACAUCUCUACUACUGAAAACAUGGCCAGAAACAUUCCAGGUCCCUUGGGAACAAAUGCCACAGGAAAUUCGUUCUGCAAUUGCAGAUGGCAAGAGACCUAAACCAGUGGAGCGACGCCAGAUGGUACGAGUACUCGCAGAUGAAAUGAGAAAGUAUGAAGCUAACCCCACUCGUGCACAGUGCCUAACUGUGGUUCGAAAUAUCAUCAGGCAGUACCCAAAGAGUUUUGCUGAUAUUGCACCAGAUGGGUCACUUCUGUGUGGAGGUUAUACAUCACUUUUGAUUCAAGUGAAAAACCGCAUUGAGAAUGUGAACCGUGAUGGAAGCUUCUCAUGGCACCGAACCUCUACAGGCAAGAGGGGUCCAACUGACACAUAUGGAUGUACACGAUUUCAGCCAGAGCUACCCCCAGAAGAAACUGAUCACACUGUGGAGCAGCACCGCCAGAGACUGGAGGAGAUCUACAGGCAGGAGGGGGCAGGUGGAGCAGAAAGAGCAGAAGUUAAAAAUCUAAUGAAGCUCACAUUCUCUCUACAACGCUGCCAUAUAAAUACAAUUCCACCACCUGACAUUGAAGAUGUGAAAAGCAAAUGGCCUUUUAUAUACGCACAUUUUGAGUUGCUCACAGACAUCAAUGUGCUUCGUAGCUUGGAACUCAGUAUGGAGAAAUGUGGAAGAGCCAUCACAGAAUACUUCAGGGUAAAACCUACCAACAAAGAUGUCAAGGCUAUCCUCACUAAUGGUGAAGAUGAUGAGAAAGCACUUUGUGUUGUUCAGCUGCUCAUGGCACACUUUGGAGAGGACCUAACCGGGCUGAUCCUUCUUACAGAUGGCAUCACACCAUCAUUUGCAACGGGACUUGCUGCUGUCUUUGCUAUCUAUUACAUAUUCAACCUUCAGUAUCAAGAUGAGGCAGCCUGCACUCUGGAAUUCAUUCAGCGGCGCUUCAUUGGUAUAAAUCCAGAGAGAGGGACAAAGGCCAAAAGGGGCAAGGUUGUCUCCAAGAAGAAAGGUGUGAUCGUCCAGAAGAAGUCUUCUGCAGUCAAUACACACGUCGCCAUGCUACUGAAGAAUCUCCUUGACUUUGAAUGGGACUUUAUAUAGAUCGGUGACCUCUUUAAUCUCGCUCUCUUUGU
Monopterus albus (swamp eel) is the source of this 2124-nucleotide messenger RNA. RefSeq lists its product as uncharacterized. Lineage: Eukaryota; Metazoa; Chordata; Actinopteri; Synbranchiformes; Synbranchidae. The coding region runs from base 593 to 2092 and encodes 499 amino acids. The record is from RefSeq and is a predicted model, not a curated record. The transcript has 4 exons.